Messenger RNA from Drosophila takahashii, 616 nucleotides. Its product is annotated as keratin, type II cytoskeletal 2 epidermal. The record is from RefSeq and is a predicted model, not a curated record. NCBI's taxonomy places the organism in Eukaryota, Metazoa, Arthropoda, Insecta, Diptera, Drosophilidae.
CCCGGCCGCAGAGCAGAGUCUUCAUAGAAUCCAUCGAAACUUUGUCGGUGAUUAGUGGCAGAAGUUUCAUCGAAAUGCGCACAUUUGUUUGCCUCGCCCUGGCGACCAUCCUUCUGGUCGCCGGCUCUUCAGCGGCCACAUAUGAUCCUGCGGCCCAACUCCUAGCCGUGGAUGCAGGUGUCCAGGCUCCAGUGGCCGCACGGCAAGUUCGUCAGUUUGGAGGCGGAUUCGGAGGAGGUCCUGGAGGAGGAGGCUUUGGAGGAGGUCCAGGAGGAGGCUUUGGAGGAGGACCAGGAGGCGGCUUCGGCGGUGGUGGCUUUGGAGGUCCAGGAGGCGGCUUUGGAGGAGGCCCAGGAGGUGGCUUCGGAGGCGGUGGCUUCGGAGGACGUCCAGGAGGCGGCUUCGGAGGCGGUGGCUUUGGAGGACCAGGAGGCGGUGGUUUUGGAGGAGGUCCAGGAGGCUUUGGAGGCUUCCGAGGCUAAAAACCAAACCAGCAAUCAUCAUCUGUGACUGACUUAGCUUAACCCACUAGAAAUAGAAUGUGUAAUUAAAGUGCAAUCAAGCAUGUUCUAAUUAAGUUCGAAAUACAUUGGCCUCGAUUCUUUGAUUCACUUAA